CCGGUUCCGGCCCCGACCUGGGGGUCCGUGGCCGCGUGGGUCCUUCUCCCUUCCAGCCUCGUCCGCCCGCCCGCGCCGCGUCCCGCAGGUCAGCGCGGGAGCCCAGUUGCUGAGCCAUGCCAGGCCCCAGGCGGCUGGCAGCAAGCGCAACGCCAGCACCCACAUAGUCAUGAACAGCCACAGACACAGGGGCUGCGAGGGACGGCCACUAGGUGGCGGGCUGGGUGCCCUGGGCCGAGAGCCUCUGGACCCCGAGGCCGGCCACCCCCCGCAGCCUCCAAAUGGCCCAGGCAUCCAGCUGGUGGUGGCCAAGAGCGAGCCGGCGCAACCCUCGCCUGGCAGCCCCCGGGGGCAGCCCCAGGACCAGGAAGAGGAAGAAGAUGAGGAAGAAGAUGAGGCGGUCAGACAGAGGGGCUCAGGGAAGCCCCCCAGCGUUGGCCACCGCCUGGGCCACCGGCGGGCGCUCUUUGAGAAGCGGAAGCGCCUCAGUGACUAUGCCCUAAUCUUCGGCAUGUUCGGCAUCGUUGUCAUGGUGACAGAGACGGAGCUGUCCUGGGGGGUCUACACCAAGGAGUCCCUGUACUCAUUUGCACUCAAAUGCCUCAUCAGCCUCUCCACGGUCAUCCUGCUGGGCCUGGUCAUCCUCUACCAUGCCCGAGAGAUCCAGCUGUUCAUGGUGGACAACGGGGCUGACGACUGGCGCAUCGCCAUGACGUGCGAGCGCGUGUUCCUCAUCUCCCUGGAGCUGGCCGUGUGCGCCAUCCACCCGGUGCCUGGCCACUACCGCUUCACGUGGACAGCGCGGCUGGCCUUCACGUACACACCGUCAGCGGCUGAGGCCGACGUGGACGUGCUGCUCUCCGUGCCCAUGUUCCUGCGUCUCUACCUGCUGGGCCGCGUCAUGCUGCUGCACAGCAAGAUCUUCACGGACGCCUCCAGCCGCAGCAUCGGUGCCCUCAACAAGAUCACCUUCAACACGCGCUUCGUCAUGAAGACGCUCAUGACCAUCUGCCCGGGCACUGUGCUCCUUGUCUUCAGCAUCUCCUCCUGGGUCAUUGCUGCCUGGACCGUGCGGGUCUGCGAGAGGUACCACGACAAGCAGGAAGUGACCAGCAACUUCCUGGGGGCCAUGUGGCUCAUCUCCAUCACCUUCCUGUCCAUCGGCUACGGUGACAUGGUGCCCCACACCUACUGCGGGAAGGGCGUGUGCCUGCUCACCGGCAUCAUGGGGGCUGGCUGCACGGCCCUCGUGGUGGCUGUGGUGGCCCGGAAGCUGGAGCUCACCAAGGCAGAGAAACACGUGCACAACUUCAUGAUGGACACUCAGCUCACCAAGCGGGUGAAAAACGCCGCUGCUAAUGUUCUCAGGGAGACGUGGCUCAUCUACAAACACACCAGGCUGGUGAAAAAGCCAGACCAGGCCCGGGUUCGGAAACACCAGCGUAAGUUCCUCCAAGCCAUCCAUCAGCUCCGGAGUGUGAAGAUUGAGCAAGGGAAGCUGAAUGACCAGACCAACACACUCGCAGACCUGGCCAAGACCCAGAAUGUCAUGUACGACCUCAUGUCCGAGCUGCACGCCCAGCACGAGGAGCUUGAGGCCCGCCUGGCUGCCCUUGAAAGCCGCCUGGAUGCGUUGGGCACCUCCCUGCAGGCCCUGCCUGGCCUCAUCGCCCAAGCCAUACACCCACCCCCACCCGCCCUGCCUCCCUGGCCUGGCUCUGGUCCCCUAGACCAGGUGGCUCGGAGUCCCCCACACUGGUGGCCACCCGUGGCCCCUUCAGACUGCGGGUGACAGCCCUGCCUGCCACCGGACCCCUCAAUUUUGGCCAUCGUGUGGCCGCCACUUCCACGCCAUCCAAGAAGCCCUGUACAGUGGCGCCUCUUGGAGUUCAAGGAGCCGAAGCUGAGUUGGGCUGAGUGGACUGGGGCCCGAACCACUGCACCCCACCCAGACUGUUCGGGCAGAGAGUAGGGCCAGACGGCAGGCGAGGGCAGGUCUGCUUCCUCCCUGAUGGGAGCUGGGGGAGCUUGGAGCUUCCUCUGGUCCCCUGAUUCCCGCGGUACGCCCCUCCCUGGCCCUCGGCUCUCUCCAGGCCCCGGGUGGGUGUGGGGCAGCCAGGAGAGGGGUCCUUGCCAGUUCCAAAUAAAG
Messenger RNA from Budorcas taxicolor (takin), 2149 nucleotides. It is a transcript of the gene KCNN1, whose product is annotated as potassium calcium-activated channel subfamily N member 1. Gene Ontology annotation, biological process: potassium ion transmembrane transport. Gene Ontology annotation, cellular component: neuron projection; neuronal cell body; plasma membrane. The coding region runs from base 170 to 1792 and encodes 540 amino acids. The record is from RefSeq and is a predicted model, not a curated record. Lineage: Eukaryota; Metazoa; Chordata; Mammalia; Artiodactyla; Bovidae. The transcript is spliced from 9 exons. Gene Ontology annotation, molecular function: small conductance calcium-activated potassium channel activity; calmodulin binding.